AUGCAGAAAAGGAGCGCCAAGGGUGUUGGUGAGCCAAAGAAGACCAUGGGUUCUGGUAGUGGCAGCGCACCAAAGAAGGCGAGAACCACAGCAAGCAAGUGCAAGACGGAGCAUGGAGACGAGGAAGAAGAGGUCUUCAACGUCUUCUCCCUUGAGAUGGAUACUCUGGAAUGCGACAUAUGCUUUUUACCAUUUGAGUCGCAAGUUUUCUCGUGCAAGAACGGGCACGCCGCGUGCGCCAAGUGCUGCAUCAGCAUGCACCGCAAGUGCCCCAGCUGCAGCGAGCCCAUCGGCGACUUGCGGUGCCGUGCCAUGGAGAAGAUCCUCGCCGGCAUGACCAGGCCCUGCAGGUUCAAGAAGCACGGAUGCGGCGAGACCGUCCGGUACACCGAGGCGCGCGCCCACGAGGAGGAGGCAUGCCUCUUCGCGCCGCACAGCUGCCCGUUCGACGGCUGCGCCUACCGCGGCCGCCUCCUCUACGGUCACAUCCUUGACGCCCACGUGCCAGCCGGCGACGCCGCCACCUUCACCAAGGGUACCACUCCCAACACCACGGCCAUCAUAGUGACGCUACAGAAAUCCACGCCCUUCCGCGCGCUGCUCCACCCCGACGACGAGAGCGUGUUCCUCCUGCUCAACGGCGGCGACGUCCUCACGGGCCGCUCGCUCUCGGUGGUCCGCGUUUGCCCAUACGGGGCCGAGGUGGAUCAGGAGGCGGAGUCAAUAUACUUGAAGGUGUAUGACGACCGGCGGUGGGCGUUGUCGGCGUGGGGGGAAGUGCCGUUCGUCCGUAAGCUGCAGGGGUACAAGGCCAAACGCUUCCUGUUCGUACCGGACGAUUUCUGGGGCUCAACCGGUAGCGUGGACGUCGCAGUGGCCCUCUGA
This is a messenger RNA of Triticum urartu, 885 nucleotides long. RefSeq names its product E3 ubiquitin-protein ligase SINA-like 2. Gene Ontology annotation, molecular function: ubiquitin protein ligase activity; zinc ion binding. Gene Ontology annotation, cellular component: cytoplasm. Lineage: Eukaryota; Viridiplantae; Streptophyta; Magnoliopsida; Poales; Poaceae. The record is from RefSeq and is a predicted model, not a curated record.